CACGCGCGCGCUCCCGCGUGAAAGUUUCGUGUUUUACCUCUUCACCUUUUCACCUUCUUUCCGGGGUUCUUACAGCAAGUGAUGCGACUAGGUUACCCCCCACACACAUAUUGGUCCUUUUCGCUCAUGCUCUCUCGCGCCCUGCUUCGCGCUCUUUGCUCUACCUGCAACACCUCGUUUUACUCCCCCAUUGUUCCCUGGGAUAGCAGCUGAGGUGGUUUUCAGAUUGAGCUCCGCAAAUCUGGGAAAAUCCCCACGAGAGAAUAUCGUCAUUUGCUUGAGAGACGAUAACAGCAAUUGUAACGUUUUCCAGAAAUGGAGGCUUGACUUGAGUCUCUUGCUGUCCCUCCCUGUACCGACGUGCAUAGUUCAACCAUCUCCUUCAGCACGCGGGUCCCUUCAGGAGUGACAACUGGCACCUUGGACGCGGGACUGGCGCGAGGGAGGCGGCACGAAUGUGCCGGGUCUGUAUGUGCUGCUUUUCGCGCUGAGUGCGUUUUCGGGACUAGUAAAAUAAGAGCUUGCGCGUGCCAUUGUACCGGGUUCGGUUGUCGGGAAGACUCGCGAAGAUGCUGUGGAAUUGGAGGAUCCUCUUUCCACACGUGUGCUGCGCCAGCUUCCUCCAGUUCUGGAUUAUGCCGGGCACGGUGGUGGAGGUGAUGGGGUCCCAGCCAGGGAUUCCUCUCUCAGUGGUGAAGUUAUGGGCCUCAGCAUUUGGUGGAGAAAUUAAAUCAAUUUCUGCAAAAUACUCUGGAUCCCAGCUGCUGCAGAAGAAAUAUAAAGAAUUUGAGAAGUCUGUCCGAGUGGAAGAAAUUGAUGGCAUGAAAGUGGUCAAAACUCUCGCAAAGAAGAUGGAGGAAAUGUUCCGGAUGAAAAAGGAGGCCAUGCGGCGGCUGGUGGAGGCAGCAGAGGAGGCCCAUCUACAGCACGAGGAGGACCCAGAGCUGCAGUAUGAGUACUUUAACGCGGUGCUGAUCAACGAGGUGGAUGAGGAGGGCAACAACGUGGAGCUGGGAGGAGAGUUUGUUCUGGAACCCAACGACCACUUCAACAACCUGUCAGUCAACCUCAGCCUCAGUGUGGUGCAGGUGCCCACCAACAUGUACAACAAAGAUCCAGCCAUAGUGAAUGGGGUGUACUGGUCAGAGGCCUUGAAUAAAGUGUUUGUGGAUAACUUUGAAAAAGAUCCGUCCCUGAUAUGGCAGUACUUUGGCAGUGCCAAGGGCUUCUUUAGGCAGUAUCCCGGGGUCAAAUGGCAUCCAGACGAACACGGGGUCAUCGCCUUCGACUGCAGGAACAGGAAGUGGUACAUCCAGGCAGCGACGUCUCCUAAAGACAUGGUGAUCCUGGUGGACGUUAGUGGCAGUAUGAAGGGCCUGAGACUGACCAUUGCCAGACAGACGGUCUCCUCUAUACUGGACACACUGGGAGACGAUGACUUCUUCAACAUCAUCGCUUACAAUCAGGAGAUGCACUAUGUGGAGCCUUGUCUGAACGGUACACUGGUACGAGCAGACAGAAAUAAUAAAGCUCAUUUCCGAGAACAUCUGGACAAGCUGUUCGCCAAAGGGAUUGGUCUGCUGGGUGAUGCUCUGACCGAAGCAUUCACCAUUCUAAAUGAUUUUAACCAGACUGGGCAUGGCAGUGUGUGUAGCCAGGCUAUCAUGCUGGUGACUGACGGGGCAACGCAGAUGUACGACGAUGUCUUCGCCAAGUUCAAUUGGCCAGACAGAAAGGUGCGCAUAUUCCCUUACCUGAUUGGCCGAGAGUCUGCCUUUGCUGAUAACAUGAAAUGGAUGGCCUGUGCUAAUAAAGGGUAUUUCAGUCAGAUCUCCACACUGGCUGACGUACAGGAAAAUGUGAUGAGGUAUCUUCAUGUUAUGAGUCGUCCUAAAGUCAUCGACCAUGAGCAUGACACGGUCUGGACGGAGGCCUACGUGGACAGCACUCUCUCCCAGGCACACAAGUCCAGAAACAAGAAGGGCCCAAGCCUGAUGACCACUGUGGCCAUGCCUGUGUUCAGCACCAAGAACGAGACCAAGAACCAGGGUAUACUCCUAGGGGUAGUGGGCACAGACAUUCCUCUUCAGGAACUCAUGAAGAUCAUCCCUAAACACCUGCUGGGUAUCCACGGUUACGCCUUUGCCAUCACAAACAACGGCUACAUCCUGACCCAUCCGGACCUGAGGCCACUGUACCAGGAGGGCCAGAAGAGGAGGAAACCCAACUACAGCAGUGUGGACCUGUCAGAAGUGGAGUGGGAGGACAAGGAUGACUUUCUGCGUAAUGCCAUGGUCAACAGGAAGACUGGGACAUUCUCCAUGGAGGUGAAGAAGACAGUGGACAAAGGGAAAAGACUCCUGAAGAUGCACAAUGACUAUUUCUACACUGAAGUCAAGGGAACUCCCUUCAGUGUCGGAGUGGCUUUGUCUAGAGGCCAUGGCAAAUUCUUCUUCAGAGGAAACGUCUCAGUGGAAGCAGGGCUCCUUGACCUGGAACAGCCAGAUGUUGCGCUGGCAGAUGAAUGGACGUAUUGCAACACAGAUGAGCACCAUGAGCACCGCUCCCUCUCCCAGAUCCAGGCCAUUAAACUCUACCUGACUGGACGCAAGCCACACAUCAAAUGUGACAGGGAGCUGAUCCAGGAGGUGUUGUUUGAUGCUGUGGUCACAGCCCCACUGGAGGCAUACUGGACCGGCCUGGCCCUCAACAAGUCCGAGAACUCAGACAAAGGAGUGGAGAUUGCUUACCUAGGCACACGCACUGGCCUCUCUAGAACCAGCCUGUUUGUUGUCCCAGAGCACCUAUCCAAUCAAGACUUCCUGACGGCAGAGGAUAAGGAGGGGGUCUUCAACGCUGACCACUUCCCUCUGUGGUACAAGAGAGCAGCAGAGCAGGUUCCCGGCACCUUUGUCUACUCGAUCCCCUUUGGAGGAAAUGAGAAUAAGAGUGUGGUUUUGGCCAGCACUGCCAUACAACUGCUGGAUGACAGGAAGUCACCUAUUGUUGCCUCCGUUGGGAUUCAGAUGAAGCUGGAUUUCUUUCAAAGGAAGUUCUGGACCGCUAGUAGACAGUGUGCUGCUCUGGAUGGGAAGUGCACCAUUAGCUGUGAUAAUGAGGACAUCAAGUGUUACCUUAUUGACAACAACGGAUUUAUUCUGGUCACAGAGGACUACUCUCAGACGGGGCUGUUCUUUGGAGAGGUGGAGAGUGCUGUUAUGAACAAGCUGCUUCUCAUGGGCUCCUUCAAAAGGAUCACUCUGUAUGACUACCAGGCUCUCUGUAGAGUGUAUGCUGGCAGCAGUGACAGCGCACGCUCUCUAUCACAUCCCUUCUCCAUCGUGAAAUGGCUCCUGACCAAACUUGUCAUUUUCCUGCUGGAGUUCAACCUUUACAGCUGGUGGCAUGUUGAUCUCUCAGUCAAAGCCCAACGGUCGAGGGGAAAGACCAUGAUGGUGCCAUGUGACACGGAGUACCCUGCAUUCGUCUCUGAGCGUACCAUCAAAGAGACCACGGGAAACAUCGACUGUGAGGGGUGUGCCAGAUCGUUUGUAAUUCAGCAGAUUCCCAGCAGUAAUCUCUUCAUGGUCGUCGUGGACAACAAGUGUGACUGCAGCUCUGCCCCCCUGGUUUCCAUGGAUCCCAUCGAGAUCAUGUACAAUGAGUCUCUGAAAUGUGAUAGGCUGAAGUUUCAGAAAGACAGAAAGCGGCCAGAAACGUGUCAUCCUUUUCACCCUGAGGAGAAUGCCAUGGAGUGUGGAGGAACAGCAGGCCUCUCUGCCCCCCUUACAGCAGCACUGCUCCCCCUACUGGCCACUCUCAUUAGCAGGUGACCACACCGCCGUCGAGGCCCACCUUCCUUGACCCAACACUGGACCUAACACUGGAGAGAUUGAUAGACUGGCGCACCAUCAAAUGCUGACAACGCACAGGGAGCCUCGCCAACAAGAACUUGCUCACAACUGAGUUACUUAUUACCAACAGAGAGAUGGACCAAUUGUAAAUCAAUCUCCCUGACCAGCAGAGAAAUGACAAAUUAGACAUUGUUCAAGAGAAACAGAACAAUAUUCAAAGGGGAAAACAAUAUGGACAUUAGACCGAAAAAAAUAUACCUGAGAGCAGCAAUGAACGGGUUUCACAAGAUGACAGAAAGGACAAAAGAUCAGUUGGAUAACAAAUGAUGUGAUGUAGGAACUAUCUUCCUUUAUGUACAGUCAGUGAAAGCAUUACCAUGUUGAUUUAAAUCUGUUGGUUCACUCCACAUUAGCGUUCCAAAAUACUUCAAUACACUCUCACAGCUGUAAUACGCUGACUGUGCAAGCGGCAAGGCAGGAUUUUACAGAAUAAAAGAUCCACUUUUCCCUACGUUCAGACAACAUAACACGGGCAACGAUAUGUGAUUGUACAGAUAUACUAAACACAAUAUUUGACAUAAUUUAUUGCAUGAGACAAAGUCCACUUGAUCAAUAAUUAUUGCUCUAAUACAGUAUAAUAUUGUGGCACUGGUGACGAUGAGAUCUAUAGUGCCACCAUUUGGUCUGGUGCAGCCAUCUAAGGUUGCAGUGACUUUAUAUUCACACAGCUACUAAGGAUAUACUUAAGGUUUACAUACCACAUUUCAUUGCCCCUUGUCUAUCGGCACAGUUCUUAUAGCCAGUUACCCAUGGUGGAAUUAUCUGCAGGGCUUGACAUGAACUUUUUCUGAAACUUGUCCUUCAGACAAGAAAGAAAGAUUUUUUUCCUUUUCUUUUUUUCUUUCUUGUCCGAACGGUUAAGGAGAACUGGCCAAAACCUCCCUCUGUUAAGGUGAGUGCAAUGUAGACUUUGCAAGUAUCUGCAAGUCCAGCGUUCAUCAAAGCACAGCUCCCCUGCCAAGACCUGCCUGCACUCUUGGCUCUGCCUUAUGUCAGUGUCUCAGAGUUCUGGUCAGAGUCUUGUAAGCAGGCACAGGUGUGAGCAAUUAGUUCAUGAUUUAGUGAUAUCUUCCCUUACAAGCUGUCCUACAGCUUCAUCACACUAUCCCCAUCCUGGGUGGAAAAGACCAUCCCUGAGUUGUUCCAAAGCCAUGUGGUAACUUUGGACUACGCUGGUGGCUGCCAGUCAUGCUCAAUGAGAU
Molecule: messenger RNA, 5116 nt
Organism: Oncorhynchus gorbuscha (pink salmon)
Lineage: Eukaryota; Metazoa; Chordata; Actinopteri; Salmoniformes; Salmonidae
Product: voltage-dependent calcium channel subunit alpha-2/delta-3-like
Exons: 38
Coding region: 570-3833 (1087 amino acids)
Cellular component (GO): voltage-gated calcium channel complex
Molecular function (GO): voltage-gated calcium channel activity
Source: RefSeq, a predicted model, not a curated record